Messenger RNA from Zalophus californianus (California sea lion), 9462 nucleotides. It is a transcript of the gene LRRN1, whose product is annotated as leucine rich repeat neuronal 1. The record is from RefSeq and is a predicted model, not a curated record. The transcript is spliced from 2 exons. Gene Ontology annotation, molecular function: protein binding. Bases 717 to 2867 code for a protein of 716 amino acids. Lineage: Eukaryota; Metazoa; Chordata; Mammalia; Carnivora; Otariidae.
CCGAGGGCGCCGUCAGCGAGCCGGGGAGCUAGGCGAGGCCCGUGCGCCAGCGCCCGCAGCGCCCUCCGGUUGGGGAGAGGGGCUGGUGGCGUUAGCCCAGGCGGCGGAAUCCGCACGGUGGCAUCCCUAGUUGCCCCGGGUGCCUUCCUCAGGACCUGGCCGCUUUCUGCCUCGCCCUCUGCACCCCACUUCUCCAACCCUCCUUCCCAAUCCUGCCUGCCUCUGCCCCGAUCCCCGAGAGUCGGAUUGAGCCCAGGCCCGCGCAGCAGCUGUUGCUCGUGUCGUUGCCUCUCCUCCCGUCUUGGUGCUCUGCUGGGAACCCCCCAAGGAGCCAGUGCGCGCUGCGGGCUGGCAGAGAGGCUCCGCUCAGCCAGUCGUCCUCCUCCUGCUGCCGCCGCGGGUCCGUGCGCACCCCACACCCCCGCCAGCCAGGCCUCGGGGCACAUCUCCAGACUUUGAUUUGACUGAAGUAACUUAUACCACAGAGCUGUGGGCAUGCCUGGAAUUGAGAGACACAGUUAAGACUCCCAGUUGCUUCCUGCCUUUUGAAAACUCCUGAAAACCAUACCUUUGGACUCUGGAAUUUUACACAUCUCAACCAAGAUUUUGCUUGAAUGUUUACAUUUUCUGCUUGCUGUCCUACAUACCACUAUCUAGUGUUCAACUUUUGUUGAAACUUAGGGGUGUCAGGAGCUGAGCUUGCUUGGCAAGCCAGCAUGGCUAGGAUGGGCUUUGCUUUAGCAGCUCGCCAGUUGGUACUGGGCUUGCUAAUGACUUCAUUAACUGGAUCUUCCCUACAAAAUAGUGAGUGUCCACAACUUUGUGUAUGUGAAAUUAGGCCCUGGUUUACCCCACAAUCAACAUAUCGAGAAGCCACUACUGUUGAUUGCAAUGAUCUCCGCUUAACAAGGAUUCCCAGCAACCUUUCUAGUGAUACCCAAGUGCUUCUCUUACAGAGCAAUAACAUCGCAAAGACCGUGGAUGAGCUCCAGCAGCUUUUCAACUUGACUGAGCUAGAUUUCUCCCAAAACAACUUUACAAAUAUUAAGGAGGUAGGGCUGGCAAACCUGACCCAGCUCACUACUCUACAUUUAGAGGAAAAUCAGAUUACAGAAAUGACUGAUUACUGUCUGCAAGACCUCAGCAACCUUCAAGAACUCUAUAUCAACCAUAACCAGAUUAGCACUAUUUCUGCUAAUGCUUUUUCAGGCUUAAAAAAUCUUUUAAGGCUUCAUUUGAACUCCAAUAAAUUGAAAGUUAUCGAUAGCCGCUGGUUUGAUUCAACACCCAACCUGGAAAUUCUCAUGAUUGGGGAAAACCCCGUGAUUGGAAUUCUAGAUAUGAACUUUAAACCCCUCUCAAAUUUGAGAAGCCUGGUUUUGGCAGGAAUGUAUCUCACUGAUAUUCCUGGAAAUGCCUUGGUAGGCUUGGACAGCCUCGAAAGCUUGUCUUUUUAUGAUAACAAACUGGUCAAGGUUCCUCAGCUUGCCCUGCAAAAAGUUCCAAAUUUAAAAUUCUUAGACCUCAACAAAAACCCCAUUCACAAAAUCCAAGAAGGGGAUUUCAAAAAUAUGCUUCGGCUAAAAGAACUGGGAAUCAACAAUAUGGGGGAACUUGUUUCUGUGGAUCGUUAUGCCCUUGAUAACUUGCCUGAACUCACAAAGUUAGAAGCCACUAAUAACCCCAAAUUAUCUUAUAUCCACCGCUUGGCUUUUCGAAGUGUUCCUGCCCUAGAAAGCUUGAUGUUGAACAACAAUGCCUUGAAUGCUGUUUACCAAAAGACAGUAGAAUCCCUUCCCAAUCUUCGUGAGAUCAGUAUCCACAGCAAUCCCCUGAGGUGUGAUUGUGUCAUCCACUGGAUUAACUCCAACAAGACCAACAUUCGCUUCAUGGAGCCUUUGUCCAUGUUUUGCGCCAUGCCACCUGAAUAUAGAGGGCACCAGGUAAAGGAAGUUUUAAUCCAGGAUUCAAGUGAACAGUGCCUCCCAAUGAUAUCUCACGACACAUUCCCGAAUCAUUUAAACAUGGAUAUUGGCACAACAGUUUUCCUAGACUGUCGGGCCAUGGCUGAGCCAGAACCCGAAAUUUACUGGGUCACUCCUCUUGGAAACAAGAUAACUGUGGAUACACUUUCAGAUAAAUACAAGCUAAGUAGUGAAGGUACUUUAGAAAUAUCUAACAUACAAACUGAAGACUCAGGAAGAUACACCUGUGUUGCCCAGAAUGUCGAAGGGGCCGACACGCGUGUGGUAACAAUUAAGGUUAAUGGAACCCUCCUCGAUGGUACCCAGGUGCUGAAAAUAUAUGUCAAGCAGACAGAAUCUCAUUCCAUUUUAGUGUCCUGGAAAGUUAAUUCCAAUGUCAUGACAUCAAACUUAAAAUGGUCAUCUGCCACCAUGAAGAUUGACAAUCCUCACAUAACAUAUACUGCCAGGGUCCCAGUAGAUGUUCAUGAGUACAACUUAACACAUCUGCAGCCUUCCACAGAUUAUGAAGUGUGUCUCACAGUGUCCAAUAUUCAUCAGCAGACUCAAAAGUCAUGUGUUAAUGUCACAACUAAAAAUGCCGCCUUUGCACUGGACAUUUCUGAUCAAGAAACAAGUACGGCCCUUGCUGCAGUAAUGGGGUCCAUGUUUGCCAUCAUUAGCCUUGCGUCCAUUGCUGUGUACAUUGCCAAAAGGUUUAAGAGAAAAAACUACCACCAUUCAUUAAAAAAGUAUAUGCAAAAAACUUCUUCAAUCCCACUAAAUGAGCUGUACCCACCACUCAUUAACCUCUGGGAAGGUGACAGUGAGAAAGACAAAGAUGGUUCUGCAGACACCAAGCCAACCCAGGUUGACACAUCCAGAAGCUAUUACAUGUGGUAACUCAGUGGAUAUUUCGCUUCUGGUAGUAAGGAGCACAAAGACGUUUUUGCUUUAUUCUGCAAAAGUAACAAGUUGAAGACUUUUGUAUUUUUGACUUUGCUAGUUUGUGGCAGAGUGGAGAGGACGGGUGGAUAUUUCAAAUUUUUUUAGUAUAGCGUAUCGCAAGGGUUUGACACGGCUGGCAGCAUCUCUAGGCUUCCAGUUUGUGUUUGGUUUUUAUUCUUAUCAUUAUUAUGAUUAUGAUUAUUAUUAUUUUGUUUUAGUUGUUGUGCUAAACUCAAAAAUGCUGUUCUAACUACAAUGCUCAAUAAAAUUAUUAAUGACAGGUUGGGGUUCCCCUGUGCUUUUACCAAUAGCAUGACCUCUUCUUCUGAAGCCAUCAGUAGAAAUUACCAUGUCCUCCAAAAAGCUAACAAAGUGUGAAGCAGCAUUGAACCUUUUGUAGCAAUCUGGUCUACAGACUUUUAACUCAAGAAGCUAAGGCUAGACUUGUUAACCUUCCUUGAAUGAUGUUAGUUGACUGUACUGUAAUGUUGUAUCAACUGAAUUGAAUAUUUGCCUUUGAACAAUGAUUUUUCUUUUUUUGUAAUAGUUAAAGAGGCUAAGAAUAAGCUAACAGGCAAUAGAAAUAUGUAUAUCAGAUUUUUUAAUGUAACAAACUACAUGUUAAUUGUUACCUUAUUCUUUUUAUCUUUAGUAGACACUUUUAAAAGAAAAGACAAUUUUGUUGUGUUUAACUCACCAAUAUGUGGUGUAUAAUGAAGACAGAACUAUAAUAAAUUAGUUUUGUUCUGAUUUUUUUAGAACACUUGCAAUAAUGUAUCAUUUAUAGUUCUUGCUAGUUGCAGUGGUGAUAUAUUUCACAUCCCUAAAACAACCACCAAAAUAAAUCAACUAAAGCAUGAUGCUUUUUAAAACUAGGCCCUAAAAAGUUUUGAAUUCUUUUUCUAAGGGAAGAAAUACCUAUUUUAGUGAAGAUAUUUUAAAUGAAAAGGAUUUCUAUAUUUUAAAUAUUACUGAUCAGACCUAAUGGAGGGAAACAUCCUCACGAACAAAAAGGCAUAUUACUCUAUCCCAUGCAUCACUAAAUGUGGUUAAAAAAAAUAGAGAUAAGACACAUUUAUAAGGAGAUAGAUAUGUCACAUUCCUUUUCUGUAAGGGUUUUGUUAAAAUCUGAAUUUUUUUAGUAGUAUCCACACUCUCCAUCAAAGUCUAAAACAGAGCUAUGCAGUAUUCCAAAAUAUAUUACAUGUUAGUCCUUUUUAAAUGCCUUUCUAUAUGCUUAGACUCAUAUUAGCCCAUAUAUCUGUGUGAAGAUAUCUGCUGAGACAAGUAAAUGGUUAAUAGAAAACAGAACAACUUCUGUACAUUUGGCAUUUUUCAGCCAAAAAAAAUAGAGUUUGGCAGAAUUAUGUUUCCUGGGAAAUGUGUGUGUGAAAUUUCGGACAGAAAACAAGCUAGAUUUAGGUAGAAGGUCAGUUCCACAAAGUAUGUGUGUUGGGGGAGGUGGGGAGGGGCUGAAGAUAUACUUAGAGGAAAAAGGAACCAUUUGAAAAUGCAGAUGAAUAAUACAGAGAAAUAAAGAAAAGCUUCUCCAGAUGGCACCUCCUGCCAGGGACACGCCAUCACACCAGGAACGAUCAGAUUGUAAAAAAGGGACUGAGAACUAGCACGUGCCAGCUGAGCAAAAGCAGGAAGAAGGAAGCAGAAAGAACACGCAGGUGAGGCAAGCUGAAAGGAUUUCUUUCUUUGUAAAAUUCCUUGUUUCAUGAAUCAUUUAGAAAAAAAUCAUUUUUUUUCAUAUGCUGAAGCAAAUGAGCUGCAGCAGAAAAACGAGUAUUUGAGCUAGAAGCAUCUCUUCCCACAGCCUUCCUUUCUUGAUGAGAAAAACCUAUACCCAGAGAAGAAUUGUAACUUGCCCUGGUCAGACUCCCCUGACCAUUGAGAACUCUGCACUCCCGUCUAUUGCUCUGGGUCCUGCAGCUUUCUAGACUCCCGUGCAGAGCUCAUUUCUCACAGUUCUCAACAACCUCUAGUGCCCUUGCUUCAAAAAUGCUCUAUAUCCUCAAGUUCUUACUUACUCAGGACAAAAUUCAGCACAAGGGCAGAACCGGAGGGUCACAAAAGCUUCUACAUUCUUGAUAUUACCAAGUACAUGUAGGAAGCAGAGAAUUGAUGUUGCUUUGGAUGCAACCUUGGGGAAAUUUCCUGUUGGGUGAUUCUUGUCUUCAAAUAUCUACAGAGAGCAGUAUACACCAUCUAGCAAACUCCUCGUAAUUCUGCAAACAAUGAAAGGGGAGUGACACUGAAGCAUCAGGCUUUAGAGCAGGGAGGAAAGAGGAGGCAUCGUUUAUCCGAUAAAGCAAUGAUUUGAACCUGGCACAUUUAUCAUCACUCAAAUAUUAGUGGAAUAAAUGAAGGGAAACAACAAUUUUUCAACUCUGGAUAUAUAGAAGGCACCAGGGAAUCUGGUGUUUUUGUCAACUACCUUUUGCCAGGCCAGUUUGGGGGAAACAAUCCCUUUUAACUUUUAUUCCUCCAAUAAAAUAUUUUGAGCUUAUUUUUCCUUGUCUGUCCUAAUUGGGUUGGUUUUCAGUUGACAGCAAAAUGGCAUGGUACUUUUUUCCCUAGCCAAGUAUUUCUUCAUUUGUGCUUAAUUCAAUGUGGUAAGUUAGACAGCCAGUGAAAUUAGGCAUCAAAGUAAGUUCCUGAUUGAUAAUGGAGGUUAUAUCACCUUUACCAGUGAAGUGACAAUUACAGGUCACUUUCUAAUUUCAUAUUUUCCCUUUUGCUUCCUGCUGCUCUCAGGACAUAUAAUGUAUCUCAACCUGAUUUUACGAGGUUAUUUUUGGAGGUAUUACUUAAAACAGGCAUUCUCAAAUUUGCCUGUUUAAUUAAUGACAAAUUGAACUGAUGCCAUGAAUAUAUAAAACAAAUGCAAUGUUUGAAUAUCAAGUUUUCUAAUUUGGCUGUGGGUUUAGUUUAGCGAAAAGGAAUCAUCUCCAUUCUUUACCAAAGUCCAUUAUUUUCUCUCAUGUGGUUUUCUACUCAUUCAUUCAUGCAUUCAUUCAUUCAUUUGCUGAAAACUCCACAAUCAACUCUUUACUUGUUUGCUUUCUAUCUCUGCAUUUAUCCUCCAAAGCAUUUUCUUUUCUUCAUUCCUAUUUUUAUAAUGGAGGAAGAAAAAUAUUUUGUAUUUCUAGCACUUUGCCAGGAAAAACAUACUUUCUGCUUUACUAGUCAUUGAAAAGGGGGAUUUAACUACUUCUGAUGCAUUCUAACUACAACUGAAAGUGCUUUCUUCACCUCCAUCCUUUCACUCUUACCCUGGUUGCAGAUAGACUUUAUUAUUAUUAUUAUUCAUAAGUGGUUAACUAGAGGGAAAAUAUUUCUUUAAAGGUGAGUUUUAGAAUCACCCUCCAGAGCUAUAGAAUUAUCUUGGCCUGAAAUCUCUGCAGGACGCGGGUGGGCAUGCUUUCUCAUCCCUGCCCUCCCCUCCUUCCCCACAUGCACUGAGAUCAGCUCCUUCUCUCUGAACUCUAAGUCAGAAACUUAGGGCCUAUGGUAAAAAUAAGGAGAUGACAAUGGAAUUCAUUAUUUCUGUACUUACUGGUUCGGCAUUGCCCAGCACAGGUUAACAGAACUAAAUGGGUUCGUUUUGUUUUGUUUUUUGUACUGUAGAAUUCCUCAGAGACUUGAUGGCACUAAUAUAAACUACACAGCAUUUCCCACAGCCAUUUACCAUUGGUAUGUCUCAGGGUACUAUUCCAUCCUACAGAUCCUGAGAAGUUGAGGAUUUAACUUGAUCCCCAAAACAAUUCUGGUGAACUGGGUGGUAUUCUUUACAAUUUACAGAUAAGGAAACUAAGGUCCGUAGGAAUAGUCAUUUGCCUGACACCAUAAAGCUCUGUAAGUGGUCACCAUGAUGGGGUCCUUCACUUCUAGCUUCCUCUUCCUCUGUCCAGCCCCCUUCUAAAGUGGAGAGAGGAGCAUGUGUGAAAAGGCAGAGGCUGGAGGCCACAGGGCACGUGGGUAAGGCAGAGUAAAUAUACCAAGGGAGAGCUAAUGGGAGAUGACAUUGAAAGUUUUCUUUAUGUAUUAAAAUGCACUUCUCUUUUCCCCCUUAACAAGCUUUAUGUGCUGGAGAUCUGUGAGCUACACAUCAAAACUGUUUAUAUCAGGCUAAAUUUUAAUUCUAAUCUUUAAUUCUCCCUAUACUCUCCUCUCUGUUACCUGCUUAGAAAAUUAAAGUUUUAAAGAUUUUGUGGAGGAGAUUCUAAGCUCAUUCUUUCCUUUGCAGUAAACCAGGGAAGGCUAGUGGAAAAUCACUGACAAACUCAGUGUUUAGCUCAAAAGCUUAUGUGGGGAAAUUUGAAGUUCAUGUAAUUGGGUAGUUAUAAGGGUGGUAUCUGACAUAUCUGGAAACAAAAGGCUUUUGUACAAUCCACCAAGUUUGUGGAGUUUGUGGGAUAUUUAUACUCAGGAAACUGUUCCCUCAAAUAAGUCCAUCUGGAAGCCAUAGGACAUUAAAAAGGUGUCUUUUUUUAAAUAAAUGCAAUAGCCUCCCCAACAUAUCCCAUUGUCAGUUACACAUUACUUUUUAUGAAGCAAAACCAGUCUCAUGCACCUCACUUAAGUAGCUCCAGGCACAAUGUGGUUCAGAUAUUGCCACUUUUCUCCUUUCCUCCUUGGCCUCCCUCUUUGUCCCAUAGGAUUAAAUGAUGUAGAUUUUAGCCUGGGCCCUGACAGAAUGCUCAUGAAUUCCUAAUAAGGGGGCUGUCCUGAAUUAAGUGGUAUUUUAAUGCAUCAGUCUUCUUGUUAGCAUGUUUCACUAAUAUGAACAGAAAAAUGGGGUAGUCAUGGGGGAAGGAAAACAAACCAUUUACCAUAGUUACUUCUGAAGGAAUAAGGUAGGAAAACGCUGUAUAUAGCUCUCCCCUAGGAGCUUCACACAGAUCAUUUACAUUUAAUCCUCUUGAUUGCCCCCAGGAGGUGAAUCUUAUUGUCCCUACAUUAGAGAAUGAUAAAAAUGGGUACUCAGCCUCAGAGAUGCAAGCAACUUACCUGAAGCCAGCUGGCAAGAGGCAGAAUUUUAACUUGGGGUCUAUAUGACUAAAACUUAUAGUUGUUCACUUAUAAAAUGGUCUGCAAACUAAAUCUGGAUCUGGCGUGUAGAACACAUAGCACAAAAGUCAGUUUGUCACUUGAGACAGAAGGGGAAAAAAGAAGCAAAAGGGAGGAAUGCCCAGCAAUGAGGCAUCUGAGUUAUAGCGGUCUAAUUUAAGGCCCAAACCUGAGAUCAAUACAUGGAAAUAACAGCAAGCCAAAGAGAGGAAAAAAUAAAGGACAACUUUUCAAAGUUUGUGACAACAUCUGCAUACAAACAAAUGGAAGAGAGUGAAGCUGCAGAAGAAAAAAAUGUUUAAAAAUGGUGGGGUGGGGUGGAAGUCUGAGUAGAUACCAUGUAUUGCUCUAUGUGAAACACUUGGCAUAUUCCAGAUGUGCUAAGCACUUGACCUGUAUUAUCUCAUGUAACUGUUAAUAACUUUAUGAGUAGGUAGAUCUCCAUUUUUCACAUAGAGAAGCUGAGUUUCAGUUCACCAGUCAUUAGUGAUAAAGCCCAGGUUUCAACUCUGGCUGUCAGAUUCCAAGACCCAAGACUAACCACUAAACUUUUUUCUAUCUGAAGAGGCUCGCAGAGUACUGGGCUGGCCUUCUCAUUUGCUUGACUGGCUCAGUUCUUUCCUGAGACUUGGGAAGCAAGGAAAAGAGUAGGUUUCCUGACCUGUCUAGGAUCUUUCAUGGGCCUUCCCACAAAAAGAUUGUUAACAUGGAAUUAAUGCAAUAGGCCUAAGUAAGAGGAAAAAUGCUGCCUCAGUGUUUUUCUUUUGUAACCCUUAAAGUUAGUCACACAUUUUAACAAUAUCUCUGAUCUAUAUUUUAAAGCUAUUCCACAUUAGUCAGAGCAAAGACUUGUUUCAAUUCCUUAUGUAAUCUAAUCUUAACUUUCUUGUAAAUCAUUCCAGAGUAUGGGGUGCAGGGAGGAUACAAUCCCUGGAGAACUGUUAAAGUGGGAAGUUUUAUACCUAAUCCCAUAUCUUUGUGAUCUCAAUAGCCCUUAAUUAAAAAAUGUAUUACUCUCUAUCUUCUAAGAGACAAACUGGUUUAAGUAUCUCCCAUUCUACCGAUGAAACUGAAAAGAAGGCAACUAUGAUUCCUAACUAAAAUGUAUGCUCCCAUAUUAUUUUCCUUCUUGUUAGAGCAUUACACGCUAAAACAAUGCUUGAUUUCACCUAAUUUUAUUCUAACCGGUUUAGGUGUGACCCCUUCCCCACAUCAGAAAACAGUUCUUAUCUGCCAUUCAUUUUGAAAUGCUAUUUUUUUCUUUUGAUUAUAACAGUACUAUAUGUUCACUAUAGAGAAUCUGGAGAAAAAUAUGUAUUAAGAAAAAAUAGCACAUAAUUCCACAAUUCCAAAAAACCAAGUGAGAUUUUGGUAUGCUUUCUUCUGGUCUGUGCAUAUAGUUAUAUAUGUAUAUAUACAUGUAAUUAUAAAAAAUACGUGUUUAUGAAUACAGAAUUAGAAUCCUGGUGUA